Thyridium curvatum is the source of this 3168-nucleotide messenger RNA. RefSeq lists its product as uncharacterized. Gene Ontology annotation, molecular function: DNA-binding transcription factor activity, RNA polymerase II-specific; DNA binding; zinc ion binding. The transcript has 3 exons. The record is from RefSeq and is a predicted model, not a curated record. NCBI's taxonomy places the organism in Eukaryota, Fungi, Ascomycota, Sordariomycetes, Thyridiales, Thyridiaceae. The coding region runs from base 1 to 3168 and encodes 1055 amino acids. Gene Ontology annotation, biological process: DNA-templated transcription; regulation of DNA-templated transcription.
AUGGCAUCGGCUGCCGUCGACAGCAAGCCUCAGUCGGAGGCGGGAACCGACAUCGCCCAUCAGGAGAACGUCUCGCCGCGCAACCAGCCCUCUCGUCAGUCCAGUAAAAGCCAGGUUCGCCACCGGGCCUCAGUCGCCUGUGCCUCCUGCAGAGACCGCAGGAUCAGGUGUGUCGUGCCCAAGGGCGAGCGGGAGUGCACACAAUGCAAGCGCACGGGGACAGAGUGCAUCAUCAAGAACGACGACGAGCGGCGGCGCCCCAUCUCAAAGGCAUACAUGUCAUCCCUUUCUGAGCGCAUCAAUAUGCUCGAAAGCAUGCUCCUCGACAAGGGAGUCGUACCGCCGCCGGCUGUCCACCCGCCAAAGACCAGGCAAGAGGCACAGUCCAAGCAGCCCGAAGAUACGGCAAAGCAGCCCAACGGCCACGUUCACAGCCUCAAUGGCGCCGGCAUCGGCCAUUCUCCGUCGUCGCGCGAGAUCGUUCCAUCUCCACCAGACUCGGGCCACGACGACUUCGCCAUGAAUGAGAGCGACCAGGCCGAAAGCAUCAUGGCCCAGAGCCACCACAACUAUCAGCCCUUGACCAAGGAAACCUCGCCCUUCCGCAACCUGGAUCCUCGGAAAGAGGACAUCGUCUUUCGUCUGCUCGCCACAAAGGGCAACCUCUCCUUUGACCAGCUGUCCGGCAGGUUUCGCUUCUUCGGACCGACUGCCAACAGCCACGUCUACUCGGACGCUCCGUUCGCGGGCGACCUGCGGGAGCCCCCCGAGCAGAUCCGCAGGUCUGAGCGCAUCGUACGCUCGCUCACUCCCGGCACGCACGAGUACCUCAUGAGCUGCUUCUGGGAGCACUACAACCUGGUCAUGCCGGUUCUCGACCAGGCCGCCUUCGAGCGAGACCGCGAAUCGCAGUGCCCUCGCUUCUACUCGUCAUUCCUGCACAUCACCGUUCUCGCCAUGGGCUACCGGUUCGCCGACCAGGACCGCGAGGACAUGCGCAAGAUCAGUCUGGGCAACCGCGAGAGCACUCUGCACCGGGAGGCCAAGUACAUGAUGGACAUCGAGCUCGAGAGGCCCGGCGGUAUCCCUAGUGUGCAAGCCUUGCUGCUGCUGGGCGACCUGGAGUGUGGUGUGGGCAGGGACAAUACGGGUUGGAUGUAUUCGGGCAUGGCCAACCGCCUCGCCUUUGACAUUGGUCUGCAUCUUGACUGCCAGAGCGACACGAUGCCCGACCAAGAGAUCCAGAUCCGGCACAUGGUCAUGAAGGCAUGCAUCGUCUUUGACAAGUACUGGGCCCUCUUCCUCGGCCGGCCUACAAGCAUCAAGAGCCAGGAUAUCGGCAUCGACCUCCUCUCUAAGCGCUUCUCUAUGCUCGCUUCUGGAAGUGAGACCAAGAGGGAUGCGGCGACAGCAAGCGUCGAGAUUUACGAGUAUCUCAUCGAGCUGAUGGAGCUCGCUGGCAAAAUCUCCGAGACGCGGGACUACAGCAAGGCCAAUGCCAACGACCACAACAACAUCUUUGCGAUCAACGAGUCCGAAGAGAGCGCCUACCUCCACGUCAUUAGCCUGGACCGCCAGCUCCAGAACUGGUACCGCCGCCUCCCAGACCACCUGACCUGGAAGCCGGCCAACAUCAAGGCGGCCCCCUUCAACUACUUCCUCCUUCACCAGCAGUACCACGUGUCCAUGAUCCUCCUCCACAGGCCCUGGGCCAAGUACGGCGUCUCCAGUUCGGACGGCGCGAGCACCAACUCCCACCCGAGCCCGGCCGAGUCCAACCACCACGGCCGCGACUCCGUCAGCCAGAAGCACCUCGCCAUGGUCGGCCAUGGCCUGGGGCUUGGUGACCCGCAGUCAAUCGUCGACGACAGCCGCACGUCCCUGUCGCGCAGCAUCUGCACCCAGCAGGCCAUCCGGGUCGCCCGCAUCUUUUGGCAGCACCGCCAGCGCUUCGACGGCCGCAAGAUGUGCUCGACGGGCAUGCAGCACGCCGGCUCGGCCGCCAUCGCUCUCAUCGCGGCCCUGGCCUUUGCAGGCACCGACGCCGACCGUCGUAGCUACCUAGGCUACCUUGACAUUCUGUCGGCCGCGCUGACCGACAUGGGCCAUACCUACGAGCCGGCCGCGCGCAUGGACGAGCUGCUGAAGGCCGUGCUGGACCAGUUCCGCGGCGACACCAGUGGGGUAGCGACAGCUUUCCGGCCCGGUGGCGCCACGGUGAGCGUGUUUGGCUCGGCCGGUAGCAGCAUGAUGUCGAGUGGCUGGCAGGCGAGCCCGGAUACGGCCUACUCUGUCCUCCCAGCGCGCCGCGAGCACCCAGACCAGGAGCAUACCCACCCAGCUGUCAAGAAGAUCCGCCCGACGCCCAGCAGGCGAGCGUCAGAAUUUACUCGGCCGCCGCCGCCGUUCUUCGCCGGCAACCGGCAGCCGACUCCGCCCAGUUCGGCCCAGAGCCACCAUGCGCAGUUCGGCAUGAGCCACCACGGAUCGUUCUCCCACAUGAUCCCGGGCCUGUAUCCGGGGGCGGAGCCUUCGGAGCCGUUCAACCUGGACUUCUUGGGCGGCUCCGCCAUCGACCUGGAUGAGCACGACGAGCGCAACGGCGACGGCGGCAUGCGGUCCGCGGACGAGUUCGCCCUCGUGACGCCGGCUUCCACGGAGGCGUGGGGUGUCGGCAGCGGCAUGAACGGCACUCCUGCCAACGCGCACUCGGGCUCCGGCCUCGACCUGCCCAUGGGGGACUGGAUUGCCAGCCCUGCUAAUCUAGCCACCGCCACCAACAAUAACGGCGUGGCCAAGUCCGGGUCGGGUCCCACCUCUGUGCCCGAGAUCAAUGGCAGUACGAAGUCUGGCUCGCCGGGCCCGGACCAUGGCCAGGUCAAUCAUAACGGAGAUGCCGAAGCUGUUGCCCACCACCAGAUGGGCGUGGUCGGAGGUGAUGCAGCCAAGAGCGAGACGUCCCCGUCCGCAGCGGACAUGGGCCUAGAUAACACCAACGUCAACGGUGGAGGGGGGAUGGAGUGGAUGGGCAGCGAGGGCGGCCUUAACGCGCUGAGCCCUGUGAGUAACCUCCGCGGCCUCGUCGGCAAGACGGCGGCUGGCUCUGUGGAGUCGGGUAUGGUGAAUGGCGGCGGACGUAAUCAUGAGCUUGACUUUUUCAGUUUUUGA